This is a messenger RNA of Solenopsis invicta (red fire ant), 2825 nucleotides long. Its product is annotated as putative odorant receptor 69a. Gene Ontology annotation, cellular component: plasma membrane. Gene Ontology annotation, biological process: sensory perception of smell; detection of chemical stimulus involved in sensory perception of smell. Bases 1021 to 2208 code for a protein of 395 amino acids. The record is from RefSeq and is a predicted model, not a curated record. Gene Ontology annotation, molecular function: olfactory receptor activity; odorant binding. NCBI's taxonomy places the organism in Eukaryota, Metazoa, Arthropoda, Insecta, Hymenoptera, Formicidae. The transcript has 9 exons.
UCGUCACUACGCACAAACAUGAAAAAUAAGGGAAUAUAGAAUUCUAAUGUAAUAAGUGAUGUAUUUAAAUCUUUUAUAUUAUAAUUAUAAAUAAUUAUAUAAUAUAAAUUAUGUAUAUAAAUAAUUAUUGUUAGAAUAUACUGCAUAUACUUCGUAUAUUGAAAUGAACAAAAAAAAUAUUAAAAUUACAUAAUAGUGAAAAAAAGAAACGUAUCUUUCAUACGAAACACAUACUUUAUAAAUUUCUAUGUUCAAUGACAGAUAUUAAUAAAAGUAAUUUUUUAACAAAGAAAGUUUAUAAAUAUAUUUGUUUUUUUUACUUUAUUUUACUUGUUCUUUAAAUAGAAUAUGCACACUAAAGAAUGUUGCAUACUUUGUUUUUUUUUUUUACAAUCACUCACGUAUACAAAUACAUGGGAAAGUAUCGCGUUGCGCGUUUACUUGGCGCAAAACUACCAUAUCUCUUGAUAAUCUCAUAUAAGUAUUCAUUUUAAUGAUGUUUUAUGAUAUACAUUAGGUAAAAUAAACUCUUUCAUCACAAUGAUCAAAACUUUUGGUGUUAACAUUUUCGCAUAUAAGUUUCUUAAAGAAUUCAUGAUAACAAAGAAACAGUAAUUAUAUAGUUAGAAACAUAUCAUAGUUAUAUUGAAUAUAGUUAUAAACAUAUAUGCGUACAUUUGACUUACAUUCUUACAUUCUAUAGUUCGAUGCGAGUCGAGAAAGACAUGCUAUGAUGUCCCAAAAGAAACUGAAACCUUUUUUAUUGCUAGGAGACAAAAGAUAUAACUGCGCUUGCGUAGCAUAUUUAUUCAGCUUACACGUGAAGAAUAUUAUUCUCAAUUACGAAUUGAAAUAGUUCAGUCUAAUUCGCAUUUGAAUACCUCGCCAUUCGAAAUAAUAUAAUCGAUUUCUUUACAUAGUAGUUACCGACAUACGUGAAAAUAAGGAAAAUGUGCGUCUCUUAAAAUUCACAGACUUUAGAAUAGAAUAAUCAAACAAUUUAAAGAUCUUUUUCACAUAAUGUCGGAGUCCAUGUACAAAACGCGUGCUCAAGAGCGCUAUAACCAAGUCUAUCGAAUUAUACUUAAGUCUCUUGGCAUAUGGCCCUAUCAACAAACAUGCUUUGUACGACUGCAGCAAAUGUUCAAUACUGGUGUUCUUGUGUUAUUUAUUCUUGCUCAGUCGCUGGUAUUCAUUACGAACCAAUACGAUAUAAACCUUCUCCUAAAGAUUUUCUCAUUUUUAUUUCCUAAUCUUUUCGCUACAGUAAACUAUGUCGGUUUUAUUGUUAUGGCAGAUAACUUAAAAAUAUUACUUGAUCAAAUACAAAAUGACUGGAAUUUAUUGAAAGAUAAGUUGGAAAUUGAUAUUAUAAAAAAAUAUGCUUGCAACAUGAGAUUAUUCGCAAUAUCUGUAAUUGUGUUUUGCUAUCUAGUCAUGUUAAGUUGUGGAAUAUUUGAAAGUAUUCCGUUGAUCCUUGAUAUUAUAUUACCAUUAAAUGAAUCACGACCAAUUAAACUCAUGGCGAUGACAGAAUACUUUAUCGACCAGGAAAAAUAUAUUUACUAUUUAAUGUUACACGAGUCACUAACCGGUUACAUAGGAAUGCUCUCAUUAUGCGGCAUUGGUGUGAUACUCGUAAUGGUUUGCAUGCACUCAUGUGCACUGUUUAAAAUUGCAAGCUAUCGAAUAGAAAACGUGAUCGACAAAAGUGUGCUUCCUAGAAGAGAGUAUCUCCUUUAUCAAAGGAUUGUACAUGCGGUUGUUAUGCAUCAAAGAGCCAUUGAGUAUCUUGAUUUUGUAAAUUCCAUUUUUGCGACAUAUUUCGUUAUUCUAAUCAUAAUUGGUGUCUCUUCUUUUAGUAUCAACCUUUUUCAACUUUUUCAAUAUAUAAGAUAUUCAAACGAUAUUCGUAUCACAAUUAUUUCUCUUGUAAUUACAAUGUUUCAUUUGACAUAUAUGUUUACUCUUAAUUAUCCCGGACAAGAAAUGAUAAAUCAGGGAUUAUAUUUCUUCAAAGCAUGCUAUAAUAAUCUAUGGUACGUAGCGCCUUUGCAUAUACAAAAAUUAUUAUUGUUUAUAAUGCAAAGAGGAUCAAUAGAUACUACUUUUGUAAUUGGCAAAAUAUAUGUUGGAUCCUUUGAAGGUUUCGCAACGCUAAUGAGUACGGCAAUAUCUUAUUUCACAGUGAUUUAUUCUACACGAUAACGAAUGGGAAAAAAAGUUAUUUUCAGUUAGGUAUAUCUUUAAGAGAUUAGUGAAAUGAAUAAUGUAAAAUAAAUAGAUUAGAUUAUAUUAGAUUAUAUUAUAUAUAUUAUAAACGUUACAUAUGAGUUAUGUUGUACUUUUAUUUACUAUUUUUUUAUUUAUUAUGUUAUGACUUUAAUGGAAUUAAAGUAUUGGGUUAUGAAAUAUUUCCUAAUCUAAGUUUUCUGUAAGAUAUAUUACAUUUUAAAGGCUAGCUAAAAUUAUUAUUAAAAGACAUAAUACUUUUUAAAAUAUUUUUGAAAAUAUUAGAUCAAUUUUAAAAACUAAUAGAUUUUAUUUUAUUGCUCAUUUGAGGGCCGUGCACGCAGAUCUCUCUGUUGUGUCGAUCCGGCAGCAGAAAACAAUCGGUACUAACAAUAAGUGCAAUUCACUUUUAUUGCUCUUAGCCGACUCGACGCUUCGCAAAAAAUAACUCAUGAAAAUUUUACCGUGCCACGGGCGUGACAUAAUGAGAGAAAAGCUUAUUGAAUACUUUGUAUUACACGUAUAAGAGAAACUUCAGAAAAAUUUUGAAAUAUUUAUUAUGUACUUUGUAAUAUAUAUUAUUCUUACAAAUA